CCGCGACGCCGGCGUGGCGCGGCCCUGCGGGGUGCCGCCCCGGCGGCUCCACAUGCACCAGCAGCUGCGGGCGCUCUGGGCGCAGGGUGCUUUGGCCGCCGCGCGGGGGCCCGACGGGGAGCUGGGCGCGCACCUGGCCGCGGACGUGACGCUCAAGGAGGCCCCCGGUGCCUGCCUGGGGCACGCGGGCGUGGCGAAGGUGGCCAGCAGGCUCCGGUCGGAGGUGCAGGGGCUGGUCGACCAGGUCAAGGCAAAGUCCGCCCGCCUGGCGGAGAGCCGGCGCCUCCGGCUGGGCUACCGCCGCAAGCUGCAGGAGGCCACGGGCGAGCGGCUGCCCGGUGAUGAGGAGGAUGAUGGACACCCCGAGGAGUCGGACGCCUCGCCGCCAGACGGUAACGCCGAGCCGGACCCCGUCGUGGACGGGCACGGGCUGCAGCGCGACAUCCGGCGCCUGGAGGA
Messenger RNA from Prorocentrum cordatum, 459 nucleotides. The record is from the annotation of a GenBank genome assembly. Lineage: Eukaryota; Dinophyceae; Prorocentrales; Prorocentraceae.